Pieris napi is the source of this 654-nucleotide messenger RNA. RefSeq names its product histone-lysine N-methyltransferase SETMAR-like. Lineage: Eukaryota; Metazoa; Arthropoda; Insecta; Lepidoptera; Pieridae. The transcript has a single exon. The record is from RefSeq and is a predicted model, not a curated record. Gene Ontology annotation, molecular function: nucleic acid binding. Bases 1 to 654 code for a protein of 217 amino acids.
AUGAGUGAAUCGAAUGAAGAAAUUCGAUACAUUUUAAAAUUUUACUACAAAAAAGGUCAAAAUGCAACACAAGCCGCGAAAUUUUUUUGCGAUGUUUAUGGACCUAGUGCAGUGUCUGUGAGAGUAGCACAAAUUUGGUUCAAGCAUUUUCAAUCCGGAAAUUUUGAUGUCAAAGAUCCAAGUCGCUGUGGUCGCCCUAUGACAGAUAAAAUGGAUGCAAUUUUUGAAAAAGUGGAGCAAGAUCGGCAUAUCAGUAGUUACGACGUAGCUGAAGAACGGGGAAUUGACCACAAAACAGUUUUGGCGCAUUUGAAAAAAACUGGGUACACAAAAAAGCUCAAUACUUGGGUACCUCACCACCUCACUGUAAGAAACCUAAUGAACUGUGUACUCAUUUUUGAUUCUUUAUUACGACUUAAUGAAACCGAACCAUUUUUGAAGAAGCUGAUAACUGGUGAUGAAAAGUGGAUCACGUACGACAAGAACGUGCGAAAAAGGUCGUGGUCAAACACCGGUCAGGCUUCACAGACUGUGGCGAAACCCGGGAUAACUCGCAACAAGGUGAUGCUGUGUGUGUGGUGCGAUUGGAAGGGCAUUAUUCAGUAUGAGCUGUUACCACCAGGCAGGACCAUCGAUUCUGAACUCUACUGCUAA